GAGGCAGUAUUACAACUUUUUAUAUAGAGUAUAUAUAGAGUCAGGCAGUAUUAUUUUGUAAUAAAUUAUUUUAUUCUUAGUUUUUCAUUGUAGAAGUAUGAGCUGAGAAAUUAAUGAAUAGCAUAAUAUGAAUUUGAAUGAAUUAUGUCAGUAUUUAAAUGCGUGGGACAAUUCUUCUACUAAAUCAAGACUUACAAUACUAAAAACAUUCAUUGAUGAGUAUAAAGGAAAAACUUCAUCUGAGCUUGAAGUUGCUUUUGCUAAUGUUCCUAAAUUGUUUUUUACUAGAUUGUUGUCGUGGUGGAAAGUUUCUUACCUUACAUGCAGUUCACCAUGUGUUCAACUUAAAGCAAUCAGGGUUUUUGUUUGUGCGUAUGGAGGGAAUAUAUUCUUAGUCGAUUUUAUUGAUAUUGGAGGGAUAAAUAUGCUGCUCGAAAUUCUAUUACUUAAUAAUGAGGAAAAGAAAAUUGAAUCUUUAAAUCUAUUGAUGGUUAUUGCUAAUAAUGGACUAAAAUACAAAGAAAUUAUAUGCAAAAAUCAUGGUCUUCAAAUUUUAGCUGGGUGUUUACAAGCAUCAAUAAACCAAAACUGUCAAGUAGGAUGCCAUGCUUUGCUCCAAGAUUUAGCAACAACUUGUUCUAAAUAUGAGAAAAAAAUCUUUAAAACAAUGGUUUCUCUUCUGAAAUCAACAUCGACAGAUGCACAGUUCUCCGCUGCUCAAAUUAUACAGAACAUGCAACCUAGUCAAGUACAAAAGACUGUUAUCAAUCCAUGUAUUGCCUUGCUAGGAUCAGUAAAUUUGAAAGUUCAAUAUGAAACAUGCAAUCUUGUAAAGUUUUUAGUUUCCAUUGAAAAUAUUCAAGACGACAUUCUGUUCAGUAUAAUUUCAGUUUUAAAAUCUGGGAUUGAGACAACUGAUGGAUCAAUAAAUUCAUUGUUGUUUGUACAACUUACUGCUGCAGCAAAGAUCAUUGGUGUGAUAGCAAAAGAUACAAAAAUAGCUGAGAAGCUUCUGGCGCUCGGUUGCAUUAAUUUUCUUUUGAAUGCGCUUAAUUAUAAACAUUUCGAAGGUCGGAAUCAUGUUAUUGAAGCAUUAAAGAACUUCAAAGAUGUUAAAACAAAACAAACUUUUGAUACAAUCGAAGAUCAAGUGUUUGCAAUAGAGAAAACAUCAAUUCUGAAACAUUAAAUGAUAAAUUUCUUAAUCGUUCUUUUGGACAAAAACAAGUUUUCUACUCAAGUUACAUGUUGCCGAUUUUACAUUUAAAAAGAAAUCCGAAGUUAAAAUUGUUUUUUGACAUUAUUUUUUUCAUUUCUUUAUUUUUUUAUUUACAAAGACCAUA
Messenger RNA from Hydra vulgaris (swiftwater hydra), 1343 nucleotides. Its product is annotated as armadillo-like helical domain containing protein 1. The record is from RefSeq and is a predicted model, not a curated record. Lineage: Eukaryota; Metazoa; Cnidaria; Hydrozoa; Anthoathecata; Hydridae.